Messenger RNA from Mytilinidion resinicola, 1356 nucleotides. RefSeq lists its product as uncharacterized. The transcript has 3 exons. The record is from RefSeq and is a predicted model, not a curated record. Bases 217 to 1038 code for a protein of 273 amino acids. NCBI's taxonomy places the organism in Eukaryota, Fungi, Ascomycota, Dothideomycetes, Mytilinidiales, Mytilinidiaceae.
GCUUUCCACGCUGCCCUGCGUAGGAGCUACUGACAUUGGCCACCUUAAAUUGCUCUCCCGCCCGCCCUUUGUUGACUUCCUCACCACCGCAUCCUCCACAAAACACUUCACCUCAGCGCAACCUCAGCUCCACCAGACUCUUCAGUCCCUCAUAUCCUACUACCCAGUCCACAUCCACUACCUGCAACAUCAACACUCCACCUCACUCUCCUCACAAUGAAGACCUCAAUUGCCCUCCUCGCUGUCGGUGCCAGCUUCGCCAUGGCCCAGAGCCUCAGCGACCUGCCUCCCUGCGGACAAACCUGCAUCAACAACAUGCUUGGCCUGGGUCCUACCUUCGGCUGCAAGGCCGGCGACGUCGUCUGCUACUGCACUGAGCCCAACUUCGGCUACGGCGUGCGCGAUUGUGCCAACGAGGCCUGCGGAGCCAGCCAAGCUGCGUCGGUCAUUGCUUACGGCGAGGCAUACUGCAAGGCUCUCCUCGCCUCUGCCAGCGCCACCGGCGGCUCUGCCUUGACCAUCCUCUCCAGCGCUGCCUCUUCUGCCAGCGUGUCUGGCGCGUCUGCCUCCGCGGCGUCUGCCUCCGCAUCUACCACUGGCUCCGGAUCCAAGGGCUCGGUCACUGCCAUCACCACGGUGCCCCUCGUCGCGACCGUCUCCGGCACGCCCGUCACCACCGGCUUCUCCACUGUCUUCAGCUCCAUCGAUGCUAGUGCGGCGAGCUCUCUCUCCUCUGCCCUCGCCGGCGCGUCCUCUGCCGCAUCUGCUGCCUCCAGCGGAGCUAGCUCGUUUGCCUCGGUUGAAUCCUCCAAGGCUUCGUCCGCUGCGUCUGCUGGCGCCUCCAAGGCUUCGUCCGCUGCGUCUGCUGGCGCCUCCAAGGCCUCGUCCGCUGCGUCUGAGGCUUCAUCUCUCGCCUCGUCUGCCGCAUCUGCCGCCAGCUCCAAGGCCGCUUCUGCCACCUCCUCCGGCGGCGCGCCCAUCAUGACCGCCGGCCCCAUCCUAGGUGCCGCCGGCGUGGCCGCUCUCCUGUUCAUCUAAGCCUAGCUCUUAGCAACAAAAGCGUGGUGGACAUGACGAUAGCCCUGUAUUGUCUAGGAGCGCGGUGCCAAGUUUACUGCUUGCGCACUAUCGGUGGCUCGGUUCCUUUCUUUUUCUUCCUCUCCCUAAUAAACACCUGACGGCGACACGACACGACACCCUUUAUGCCCUUUCCCUCCUCCAGGCUGUACCCCGGUUGUAUGUAAUUAAUGCUUUUUGGACGGACUGGACGGGCCGGCCUGCGCAUUAAGGCGCGAAGAUACCCUCUCUGCGAAGAUUGAAGAGCGACGAUGACGCCUGGAUAUGGGGCAUGGAGGU